AUGAAGGCAUACCUGAUCUCCAUCUUCGCCCUGAUUGGCUGGCAGCUUGGAUACGCAACGUGUGACGAGGCAGUACGAGAAGAGUAUGUAGCGCAGAUUCAACAUAUUCGUUCCAAGCUGUUUGAUCAGUCCAGAUACGACUCCAGCCAGCGCACCGUUAACAAUGGCUCCGAGACUACCAACGUCACCGUCAAUAUAAUCGACGUGUCGUACGUGAACCUGGAAGAUGAUUGGCUCACCAUCGCUCUGUACCUCUGCAUUAACUGGCAGGAUGACGCCCUGGUGUGGGACAAAGAAGACAAUGGUGGCGUGGAGUACAUAAUCGUCUCUCAGAGCGAAGCCUGGUUCCCGGACGUCACACCCAUCAACGCGAACUCCAACGAUUACGUCUUGGCACGCGACACAGCGUACCUAGACCACAACGGCAGCCUUUGGGACUGUCACCCGGCUCGGAUCAAAGUUCCCUGCGUCAUGGACCUAGCCCACUAUCCACACGACCGCCACGUGUGCAGUGUCCGCUUCUCUUCUUCGACCUACCUGGAGAGCGAGGUCAGGACCAUCGGGUUCAGGUUCUACCUUCCUGAGGAGUUUAGUUCAGAGUGGGAUGCGAAGGCCCUGGAGCCAUCGCAUGGGGUCGCCCUCAACAGGAGCUACGCGGACAUGGUCAUCGAGAUGAGGAGACGGGCCAGCCACCAUCUGUACACGGUCACUCUUCCGUGGGUUGCUGCUGUCGUCCUGAUGCUUCUGGGCUUCUGGAUGUCCGUCGACUCGGACCGCAGACUGUGGCUGGCCUGCGUCAACUUGUUCUUACUCGCGGUGAUGCUCGGCAGAAUGGGCACGCUACUCGACAGAUCAGCGACCGUUCCGAAAAUCGUAUUUUUCUUGGGUAACGCCGUGGUCAUCCAGGCGAUGGUCGCCAUCUUUGCCAUCUUCAUCCUCAACAUGGCGUCGUCACCAGUCAAGAUACCCGAACGUAUUGUCCAGUUCUUGACCGGUCCGACAGGCGGUCUGCUCUGCUUAGACGAAGACUGCCUGUGGACCUAUCAACCACAACCGCGGUCAGAAGAUGAAGUUUUCCCUAGAAGACGGGUCGAAGGCGGAAAUAAGCGUAACUGGUUACUUUUGGCUCAAGCACUCGACCGACUAUUCUUCGGUGUUAUCGCCAUUGUGACUCUGGGCCUCAUGCCCUGGUGA
Molecule: messenger RNA, 1194 nt
Organism: Ixodes scapularis (black-legged tick)
Lineage: Eukaryota; Metazoa; Arthropoda; Arachnida; Ixodida; Ixodidae
Product: neuronal acetylcholine receptor subunit alpha-9-II
Exons: 6
Coding region: 1-1194 (397 amino acids)
Biological process (GO): chemical synaptic transmission; nervous system process; monoatomic ion transmembrane transport
Cellular component (GO): membrane; neuron projection; synapse
Molecular function (GO): transmembrane signaling receptor activity; extracellular ligand-gated monoatomic ion channel activity; neurotransmitter receptor activity
Source: RefSeq, a predicted model, not a curated record